Penicillium brasilianum is the source of this 291-nucleotide messenger RNA. NCBI's taxonomy places the organism in Eukaryota, Fungi, Ascomycota, Eurotiomycetes, Eurotiales, Aspergillaceae. The record is from the annotation of a GenBank genome assembly.
AUGAGUCGCGACACUGAUUCGCUAGACGCGAUCAGCUUCGCCUCAUUAUCUGUCCUGCCUCUGCAGAAGUCGAUCGCUUCAGAUCUGAUUCCCAAGAGCACUAUAGUCGAGGGGUACCCUGCUGCAUCACAGCCCAACCACGUUACACCCGUGGCUAUAUACCGAUUCGCACAAAAGAGUCAACCCCCUCCGUUCGAGACGCGUCGUUGCUCGAGAAUUAGCCUUGAUCCUUCGGGACCAAACAUUACGCCUAUAUUCGACUUUCCCCUCUCUGCAGUGCCUGCAGUUUAA